Danio rerio (zebrafish) is the source of this 919-nucleotide messenger RNA. It is a transcript of the gene homer2, whose product is annotated as homer scaffold protein 2. Gene Ontology annotation, cellular component: postsynaptic density; cytoplasm. Gene Ontology annotation, molecular function: G protein-coupled glutamate receptor binding. Gene Ontology annotation, biological process: G protein-coupled glutamate receptor signaling pathway. NCBI's taxonomy places the organism in Eukaryota, Metazoa, Chordata, Actinopteri, Cypriniformes, Danionidae. The record is from RefSeq and is marked validated.
AGAACUGGGUUCCCGCCAGUAAACAGGCCGUUACGGUCUCCUACUUCUACGACAGCGCACGCAACAGCUACCGCAUCAUCAGCGUAGACGGAACAAAGGUCAGCGCGUCUGCAGGAGCGCUGCAGGAGGCAGAGAGCUCCGCGGAGAGCUGGAAGACUCAGGCCACGCGGAGCCUGGAGGAGAACAACCAGCUGCGCAGCAAGAUCGCAGAGCUGGAGCUUCAGUGUAAGGAGCUGAGUGUGGAGAGAGAGAGGAACGCUCAGCUCACGGUCCGAAUUCAAGAGUUGGAAGCAGAUCUGCAGGACAAACAACAGGAGCUGGAGAAUCAGGCGGCGGAGCUCUCCAGCAGUGGUCUGCGUGAGCGUGUGGAGCUCCUGCAGGGUGAGGCGCAGCACCGGCAGCAGCAGCAGAACAGCCUGAAGACGGAGCUCAAACUCCUGAUGGAGCAGCUGGACGGCAAGAUCGACGAGCUGCACGAGGUCCGGCAGGGCAUCUCCAAACUCGGCAUCGACAACUGAACACACACACUCUGUCACUCUCACUUGGAUCGUGUGUGUGUGUGUGUGAUCUUACAUGACUGCUGGUUAAGGGCUACUGCUGAAUGGUGUAAUUUCUCUCUCUCACACACACACACCCUCACACACUGUAUUACACACUUACAUACAUGCACACACAAACACAGUAUAUUACACACACACACACACACACACACACACACACAGUCAGAGUGGUGGGUGUUUCCCAGAUCUCAGGGUUGUUUGUAAAGCUGUUAUGCACAAACUGAACUGCAGACUCCUCAAGUGCCUGAAGGUGGCGCUCUCUCUCCCCCUCUCUCCCUCUCCUGAAUCUUGAGUCUCUUUCUGAAAGAAUAAACAGUUUUUGUUGAUCAAAAUUGUACAAUAAAUGGUUGUGGGUUACA